Molecule: messenger RNA, 4062 nt
Organism: Closterium sp. NIES-67
Lineage: Eukaryota; Viridiplantae; Streptophyta; Zygnematophyceae; Desmidiales; Closteriaceae
Source: the annotation of a GenBank genome assembly
CUCGCCUCGAGAUUGCCGAACUCGGCAGGCUUCGGAUUCUAAGCUGAGGUGACCUUGGAAUUCCUGUUCGGAGACGACUGCUCAUUUCAGUCACUUGCUUGUUCACUCAUCCGCGUGUUCUUCCUUGGGGAUUCACUGUUAGGGAUUCGUGUGUCGUCGAUGUGUCAGUCAUUCUCGUGUUCACUAAGCGACGCUGUCUUGGGCAAUACUGUAUAUUGCUACCAUUACCUUAGCCUUGUUAGGGUUAGCGCGUAUUGCUGAGGCGUUUGCCGACUCAACUUAUAUGCACUGUCGCAAAGGAAAUAGGUCUCUAAGAGUCCGUCUGACACCUUCAUCGUGCUAGCACACGUUGGCAACUUCUCUUCCGUACUAUACGAAACCGUGUUAGUUGCUUAGGUAUAUCUCACGAAGUAGGGUGGUCUUCGCCAUUGUACUAUCGGUCAUUGUCACAUUGUAACAACCGCGACAACCGCGUGUAACAUGGCGGACGAACAGACGCAACAAGCGCUCGAGACGGAGCCACAACCACCCUCGCCAACUCUCUCGGAGGAGUUCGGCGGCGAUUUUAUCAUCUACAACCGGCCGCCGAUCAAGGAGGUCUGCCUCGCCUUCCUCCUGCUGGCGCUUGGAGCCCUCGGGAUCAUCGUAGGGUCAUGGAUGACGUACAACAAAGUGUGGGGGGAUCGAUCUCACGGGAUUUCGUUUAUUAUACUCGGCAUCUUGCUCUUCAUUCCGGGUUUUCACGAAAGCCGCAUUGCGUACUUUGCUUUCAUUGGGUACAAAGACUUCUCAUUCUCCAAUAUUCCAGCAGUCUAGUCCACCCCACCUUUGUGAUGCCCUUUAUAUUAUGAAUCUUCCGAUUUGCUAAAGUUACCGAAUGUCUCUUCUACUGUCGGCUUGAAGUUGGCGAAUCUUGUACCGAGGAUAUCCAGCUUCAAUUCUCAGCCACAAACGGCCUGCAGCGGUCCACCUUUUCGUCUGGCUGCCACGCACUGCCAUUCUGGCCUCUCAUUGCUUCUCCUCGCCAGGACAACAGACCGCUCUCAGUUCCUUCAACAACUCCUAUCACCACUCUUCGCCGCUGUCGUUGACGCUGACACAACAGCAGGUUGUCCUCAGCGAGGGUUCUUCUCAGGGGAACUGGUUUUGUUGAAGUCAGCAACUCCAUUGCGGUAAACAGCCUCUUGUUUGGCAAACAUCGGCCAACCAGCUGCUGUGUUUCCUAAUGCAAUAUUUCCCGCCUUAGCUUCAACAGAGCUGUGACCUUACCAGUCUUUUGAAAGCUGAAGUGCCGUCAGCUGCAUCAUCAGCUCUCAGCAGAGAGCAAAUUCCUGCAUUAGGAAUCAAAAUGGCGUCAGCAGCUCUUCAGCCAACCCUUGGACUUGCCAGGCGCGUCGUAGUACACUAUGACGGUCGACGACCGCGGGACCGCUUCCCGCAUUUCAGGCCACACGCUUCGUGCGAGCGGAUGAGGUCUUUCAAUCUCAAGCCGCAGCAGGCACGCCUCGUGUCGCAUUCUUCGAACACACCCGACGGAUAUGUCAGGAAACAGCUGACGAGAACUAGUUGCGAUGCCAGGCCAGCAGCUUCGAGCAGGAGCCAGAACUCAGUGUGUCGGUCGGUAGCUGUAUCUGCUCCUCCUUCUCCCCUUCCCCCCUCCUCCGCGCCGUUCUCUCCCCCGCCUCCGCCGUCUCCCGAGUUUUCCCCUCCAGAAGGCGACACAGCGGGCGCGGCAUUUCUACUAGAAGAUGUGACUCUAUCGGCGGGCGAUCGCGACCUGCUCUCGCUAGUGUCAUGGCGCGUGAUGCCCGGAGACCGGGUGGGCCUGGUGGGAUCGAACGGGUGCGGCAAGUCGACGCUGCUGCGAGCGCUGAUUGGACGGCAGCUGGUGGACGGCGGGAGGGUGAUUGUAUCGCGGGGAUCGCGGAUCGACUACCUGGAACAGACCGCUGUGUCAGGGUCCCAGAGAACCGUGUGGGAGGAGGCGAGCUCGCGCAUGGACGCUCUUAACCAGGCAGAGGCUGACAUGCAUGCAGCGGAGGCUGAGCUGACGGAUAGCGAGGCUGACGUGGCAGAAGACGGAGCUGAGGAGGCGGCGGAGAGGGAGAGAGCGCAGGAGCAGGCUGCGAUCCGAUUCGUGGAGGCGCAGAUGCAAUUUGAUGCGAUUGGAGGAGCGAAGAAGGCAGAGAUCGUUUCUAGUGUGCUCAAAGGUCUCGGGUUCGACUCCUCCAACUGGCACAAUCCCUGUGACUCCUUCUCUGGAGGAUGGCAGAUGCGAAUCGCCCUGGCCAGGCUGCUUCUGGGGCAGGCGUCAGCUGCAGCAGCAGGGCAGGGGGGGAGGUCGCUGCUGCUACUUGACGAACCUACCAACCAUUUGGAUGCCGCUGCCAGGGCGUGGCUGGCAGACUAUUUAUGCCGGGUGCAAGCAGCCCUGGUGGUGGUAAGCCACGACCAGACCCUCCUGGACCGCGUGUGCCAGAAGAUAGUCGAAGUCCGCGGGUCCCAGCUGCACCACUACUCGUGCUCCUUCUCUAAAUUCCUCGUGGAGAGGGAGGAGAGGCGGCGGCAGAGGGAGCGCGAGAUGGAGGGCAAGAGAGGCGAGAUGGCGAAGUUGGAAGGCUUUAUCAACCGGUUUGGGGCCAAGGCCACCAAGGCCGCUGCUGCGAAUUCGAAGAAGAAGGCGCUGGAGAAGAUUAGAGCGACCAUGCCUGAUGAAGACGAGGAGGAGGCAGCCUUUGCGAAUGACGCAGGCGGGGACAGGAGGAAGGUGGCGGUGAGGUUCCCCCCGCCCCCCCCCUGCGCCCGCCAAGUCAUCAUGCUCAGACGCGCUGCCGUUGGCUGGGCUGGUGCCACGUCAGCUCUGAUUGAAAACGUCAGCUUCAGCAUUGAGACCGGCACGAGAACUUUGAUCGUUGGUCCGAACGGAGCCGGCAAGUCAACCCUGCUGAAAGCUAUGGCAGCAGGGGCGGGCGCCGAGCUGAUGGGAGGAGAGAGGGAGACAGGCGAGGGGGCGAGCCUAGGUGUGUUCUCCCAAGACCUGGCACAGGACUUGCCUCAAGAGAUGACUGCUCUGGACUAUGUGCUCAGUGUCGCCAGGGAGCACAACCCUUUGGUAACCAACGAGCAAGGCCGUACCGCCCUGGGGACACUCGGCCUAUCCGGCCCUGCUGCCCUUCGACAAAUAGCGGCGCUGUCGGGAGGGGAGAAGGCGCGGGCGGCGUUGGGUGGACUGUUGCUGCGGCCGCACAACGUGCUGCUAUUGGAUGAGCCGUCCAACCAUCUGGACAGAGCCACUAUGAUGGCAUUGGCGACGGGCUUACAGCAGUUCAAAGGUGCGGUGGUGGUGGUCUCUCACGACCACGACUUCUGCGAUCUCUUCCAGCCCACGCAGCUCAUCCGCAUCGACGGCUCCGGAAGCUGCGCCUUUGAGCUCCUACCGCAAGAUGUGACUGCAGCGGAAGGUGACAAUACCGGUGGCAACGGCGCUGCUGCUGCUGCUCCAUCUGGUGGUACUGGUGGCAAGCUGGCGGGUCUAGCAGGGAUGGGAGGAUUGGGAGGAGGGGGAGGGAAAGGAGGUGAGGUGGCGGGGAAUGGUGUAGCGUCGGAGGCAUUUCAACGGGGUAUGGAGGUGAAGCUGAAGAAGAAGCUACAACAGGCACGAACCAAGAUCCAACGGACACUCGCCACUUUGGAGAAGGGGGAGGCAGCCAUUGCAUCGUAUGAUGAAGCAAUGUUGGGAGCUGGGAGCGAUGUGGAACGUGUGAUGAAGGUUCAGAAGAUGAAGGAUGCUGCUCUUGUGAAAAUGUCGGAACUAGAGCAACAAUGGGAGGAGCUGGAAGAGGAGGCUACGCAACUGCAAUUGAGGCUGAAUUCUUUGGAGCCUUCGAGGUAGGUAUGCUUGAGUUGUAGCCUUUCUCAGCUUGCCAGGCCAACAUGCAUUAUAUCUACCUGAGCAGUCCAUUAUGUUUUUGUCAUUAUACGGUUAACUUGCGAGGCUACACUUGACUGUAGAAACUACUUCGAAGUGUCAAUUCCGUUAAUUGGUUCAGACUAAUACAAUAU